CUUCAAUUGGACAUUCCAGCGUUGGAAACAUUGUUUGUUUUGAUUGAUAUACAACGUUUCCAUCAUGGUGAUGAACGAUAUUGAGUUGCAAGCGCCGGUUAAUUCGCGGUUGAGCGUUUGUGGCAUUGAUUCUGCUGAGAGUAUUGAAGGUGCUGGUCCAUCAGAUCUUGGCGAUGAGUUCGUUCGUGUUGUUCAUCGUGCUAGUUCAACUAAGGUUGACAUGCCUGCUGCAGAGAGUUACCAGACGGUUUCAUCUACUCCAAGCAUAGGUCGUUUGUUCUUUGGUUGUGAGAACCGUGUUCUUACUCACAAGAUUUCACCUUCCAAUUUAUUUUGGUUGCGUGUAUAUAAGGUUGUAUUGAAUGCCGGCAUUUUGUUACUUGCGGUUGCUUACAGCUUCUACAUUAUUGGUUUAUUCGAGCCCAUUCUUUAUUUGGAUGCUGGUGAAUUGACCGACCCUGAUCUUUUCCAGCCAUUUUUCGAGACAUUGCCACAUUCUUUAUUAACUUUAUAUAGGCAGAAGGCGUAUUUCACUGUUGUUGUUGCUGGUUUAUUUUCGGUUACUUUUCCUUUUGUGAAGUUGUUUGUUACGUUGGCUGCUUAUGUAACUGCUGUUGCUCACCGUCGUGUUCAGUUGCUUUUGUUUUUUGGCGAGCAUCCCAUUGAGAAAUCUGGUAUUCGUCAGGAGAGCGAUGGUAGCAUAAAGUAUGCUCGUGAGAUGUUGAUCUUCUUAAAGUUGGUUUCCAAGUUUCAGAUGGUUGACGUUGUGGUUUUACUUUUGAAUGCAGUAUUUCUUCGAUCAGCCGUUAUUUGGGCUCGUCCUGGCCGUGGCAUGUUGUUUUUGAUAAUAUAUUGUCUAUGUUCCAUUGCCGGUGCUCAGAUGGUAAACUUUGCCGUUGAGGGUGAGAAGGGUAUUUUUGAGACGUGGUAUGCCAUUAAGUAUGCCAUUGUUCCUGAAGAGAUAUCGGUAUUUUCUUCCAUUAGUGCUCAUAGUGAGGAUGCUACUCCUGCAAAGCCUGCUGACUUACCUGUUGGCAGGCAGCGUUGGUUUGUUUCUGAGGACUUCAUUUGUUUGAUGGCAUGUUUAAAUAUUUUAUGCUGUGUCACUUUGAUGACAAAUGAGAAUUUGAUGAGCGUUGCUUUUACUAUGGACGCCAACAAGAAGUUAUCUAUUGACAAUACAACAAUGUCAUAUAAGGAGAUUCUUUCCAAUUUGCGUAACAUGGAUUACGGCAAUGUAUCAUUGGUGGUAUUAUUCUUUUUGUGUAUUUUAUUUCCAAUGGUUUUUUCCGUAUUAUUCAUCGUUUGCAUUUUGGGUUACAACUAUUGCAAGCGUAACAAAUCGGAAUUGUGUAAAGCGGUUGAGAUUGCUGACGCUGAUGACGGCGAGCCUUGUUUGGAGUAUGAAUGGGACGUUCGUUGCACUCGUUUUGUAUUUAACGUUUGCAAUAUAGUUUCUGAGUGGUCUUGUGGUGAGGUUGUUUCAUUGGCUACUAUUGCUGCGUUCACCAGUAUGACCACAGCUGACCGUGUGAAGGUUACCAUUCCUCCACUGCACACCUGUUCUGCGCUUCUCAUGAUGUGUGCUUAUGGCUUUUCAUCCUUUGUUCUCACGGCUAUAUUUUACAUAUGGAAUCAGAAUGUCAAGUUUGAGUUUAGUCACAUUCGCAUUUUUGUGAAGUAUUUGGAGAGUCCCAAUCGUGACCGCAUUGCUCGUAUGAUGUCCAACAAUCACUUUACUGAUUUCGUUCCUAUUGCUCCUGCAGGACCCCUUGAAUCUCAUACUAAUUACACCCCAAAUGUGCGUGAAUCUCGUCGUAACUACUUUUUGCCAUACAUUGAGUACGUUCGUAGCAUUUUGUAUUCCAAGUGGCUAUCAAGUGUUUUCUUCGGUUUGUUAACAGCUGCUGCGGUUUUGUUUGCGAUAUCUGCUUACACUUUAUCGCACAGUGCGCCUCACCUGAAUGUAACGGCUGUGCGCAGUUUUAUGGAUAAGGAGAUUCACGAGAUUUUUGCAUUGGGAUUAAAACAUAUACCAAACAGUGUUGGCCACUGUGAUUACAUGGCUAGUCCUCCACCAGUUCCAUGUAUGGGUAAAGGUCCUUUAUUUUCUACUCAGAAUCGUAUUCAUUUUAGUUUACAAUGGGUUAGUGGUAUACGGACGUUAUCUCUUAAGGAGGCUCAGUACUUUUUAUCACUUGACCAUCGUAUGACAUUUCAGUUUUCAUUUCACAUUGCCAAACUAGAGGCUUACAUUCAAUUGGCAGCUGUUGAGGACGAAGGCCUACGAAAUAUGUUCGCUGGAGUUGUUGGUACUCAGGGCAACGGCUUUGACUGCGACGUACAAGUAUCUAUGUUGUGUAAAAACCGUCAACCUCAGAUUCGCGACUUGCGUGUGGAUCACGUCCGUUUGAAUGGAUUCAGGGUAAUGGGUAAUCUCUACUCUAUAUUGAAUGUCUUUGCUAACAUUGAGGAGCUCAUUGGCGUUUGGUGCACUAAUGAAGCUAACCGUGUGCUGACAAGCCCAAAGCAGGUUAUUGUCUGGCGUGGCGUUUCUUUCGACAUAAUGGAGUUGGUAAACUUAAUAGUCUUUCAGAAUUGGCCGUCAAAAUUCGUCUGCCCUUCUCCUGAAAGAUGAGGUUGCACUGGUAUCUGUCUAUUUAUAGAUCCCAUUGUUUGCGACCUCUUUUAAGAAUUACAUUCCCUAAUUU
Molecule: messenger RNA, 2711 nt
Organism: Babesia bovis T2Bo
Lineage: Eukaryota; Apicomplexa; Aconoidasida; Piroplasmida; Babesiidae
Product: Paraquat-inducible protein A family protein
Exons: 1
Coding region: 65-2638 (857 amino acids)
Source: RefSeq, a predicted model, not a curated record